This is a messenger RNA of Cottoperca gobio, 1209 nucleotides long. RefSeq lists its product as uncharacterized. Lineage: Eukaryota; Metazoa; Chordata; Actinopteri; Perciformes; Bovichtidae. The transcript is spliced from 7 exons. The annotation marks the transcript as partial. The record is from RefSeq and is a predicted model, not a curated record.
GCGGGCUUUAGAAACGCAUCACAGAUGCUCGCGGCGGUGGCUCGUGCACUUCUUUAAUAAUACAGGCUAUGCACGCGAGUUAGCAAGUUUUUAGGGACUCUUUGUCGCAUUAUUGUAGAAGCGAGAUGGCAGAAUUCAGCCCGAAGCGUCCAGCUGAAGGUGGACCUCCUCCCUUUCCUCCCCCGAAGAACAAUAAACGCUCUUCGGCUAAAAAGGCCUCCGACAAAGAGCGAGACAAGAGCCGGAUCAACGUCGGGCCGGCGUUCCCCAGAUGGAGAGCACUGCGAGCGGCCAAAGGGCUCCAGCUGGACUCGGAGCUGGCCUUUCUUCUGCUCGACGCCUAUGAGAGGGGCUCUUUGGUUUCAGCACCGAGUCGCCGGGCAGUUCUUCCUCCUGCAGUUUCAGCUGCUCGUCUUUCUCCUAGUAUCCUCGAGGGACAGACGGACUUUGACGAGGAUCAAGUCAACUCUCUGGAACAUUGUGUGAUCGAGUGCGAGAGUGUUUCAGGAGAAACGGGGCAGCAGAGAGAGCACAGCUCUGACGAGGACCGUGCCCCCCCACUUCAUAUACGUUUGGGAUCCGCUCUGGACAAAAGGCCACAGCUGGACAACCUGCCCGUCAUCGCAGCUGGCGAGAUGGUCCACGACCUUCCCGCGGAUCUCGGCCCCCCUGCGGAGAAGACUGCGGUUCCUACCGAGCCGCACGCGGUGAUGAGAGAAGAAGACAUUGUCGGCUCCCGCGCCGCCAUCGUCUACGAGGAGAGUCUACGUCAGCUGACCGCGCUGCUCCACCUGCCUGUGACACGCUGUCGACACAGGAUGUCCUCCGGGCUGCUGUGCCUCGGCCUCCCCCCCUUUCAGAGCAGGGUUCACCAGCGGCGUACGGCCUUUGUGGUAGAAUGGGUGUGCCCUCACGGUCAUGUGGUGUGGAGCUGGACCUCGCAGCCGAGCCUGAAUUUUGGGAUGUUGGCCGGUGACUUCCUGCUGGGGACGAACAUCCUGCUGAGCGGCAGCGACUACGCUAAAGUCGCCCUGCUGCUCCGCUUCAUGAACAUGGGAGUCCUGAGUCCGGGCAGCUUCUCCAGGAUCCAGGACCGCUACUGCGUGGACGCGGUGCGGGACUUCUGGGUGGAGAGGAGCGCGGAGGCCGUUCAGCGCCUGCAGGGAAACCACGUGGUUGUUUUAGGAUCCGGGAGCCACGACUCGGCAG